Messenger RNA from Pogona vitticeps (central bearded dragon), 5693 nucleotides. It is a transcript of the gene ANKRD13C, whose product is annotated as ankyrin repeat domain 13C. Gene Ontology annotation, molecular function: signaling receptor binding. Lineage: Eukaryota; Metazoa; Chordata; Lepidosauria; Squamata; Agamidae. Gene Ontology annotation, cellular component: cytoplasm. The record is from RefSeq and is a predicted model, not a curated record. Gene Ontology annotation, biological process: protein retention in ER lumen.
AUGUGCCCGAUCUCAUGUGUCCUGUUCCCCAGCCACUUGCCAGGGUUGGCCCCGUCCUUUCCCGACAGAGGCGCCGCCGCCGCCACGAGCUUCUUCUCGGCCCAAGCGGAGCGGCAGGUGGAACGGAGCGAGGGAGAGGUCCGAGCGGGCUCGCCGCCCCCGCGGUCACGCCAGGACGGAGUGCGUACGCGGCUCGGGUCGUGUGUACGGGGGUUGCCUCCUUCCCCACAAUACCUUCUUCACACCGCCGCCUUCCCGGUGCGCCCCUCCGAAGAGGCCCACCCGGCUCCGAGGCUCGCCCGCCCCGGAGGCCGGGCGGGGAGCGGCAAGGGCGGCCGCGCAGGGAGCCACCGCAUCUUCACCAACCACCACCGGCUGCCCCUCAAGGGAGGGCCCGGGGGCUCUUCCCCCGCCGCCGGAUCCGAGCCUGACAAGGGCCCGGCGGCCCAGUUCCCGGUGCACGAGUGUGUCUUCAAGGGAGACGUCCGGCGGCUGUCGGCUCUGAUCCGCACACAGGGCAUCGGCCAGAAGGACAGUCACGGAAACACUCCUUUACAUCUUGCUGUGAUGCUGGGGAAUAAAGAAUGUGCCCACCUGCUUUUGGCCCACAAUGCUCCUGUGAAAGUGAAAAAUGCUCAGGGAUGGAGUCCUCUUGCAGAAGCCAUCAGCUAUGGAGAUAGACAAAUGAUUACAGCGCUGCUAAGGAAACUGAAACAACAGUCCAGGGAAAGUGUUGAAGAGAAGCGACCUCGGUUGUUAAAAGCCCUGAAAGAGCUAGGUGACUUCUAUCUUGAACUUCACUGGGAUUUUCAAAGUUGGGUGCCUUUACUUUCCCGAAUCCUGCCUUCUGAUGCAUGUAAAAUAUACAAACAAGGUAUAAAUAUCAGGCUUGACACAACACUUAUAGAUUUUACUGACAUGAAGUGCCAACGAGGGGACUUGAGCUUCAUUUUCAAUGGUGAUGCUGCACCCUCUGAAUCCUUUGUAGUUUUAGACAACGAACAAAAAGUUUACCAACGAAUACAUCAUGAGGAAUCUGAAAUGGAAACAGAGGAAGAAGUUGACAUUUUAAUGAGUAGUGAUAUUUAUUCAGCAACAUUAUCAACCAAAUCAAUUACCUUCACACGUGCCCAGACAGGAUGGCUUUUCAGAGAAGAUAAAACAGAAAGAGUUGGAAACUUUUUGGCAGACUUCUACCUGGUUAAUGGGCUUGUAUUAGAAUCAAGGAAAAGACGAGAACAUCUCAGCGAAGAAGAUAUUCUUCGAAACAAAGCUAUCAUGGAAAGCUUGAGUAAAGGUGGGAACUUGAUGGAACAAAAUUUUGAGCCUGUCAGGAGGCAAUCUCUGACGCCACCUCCACCCAACACAAUCACAUGGGAAGAGUACAUAUCUGCAGAAAAUGGAAAAGCACCUCAUUUGGGUAGGGAACUCGUCUGCAAAGAAAGCAAGAAGACAUUUAAAGCCACAAUAGCCAUGAGCCAAGAAUUUCCUCUAGGAAUUGAAUCGUUAUUGAAUGUUUUAGAAGUAAUUGCACCUUUCAAGCACUUUAACAAACUGCGGGAAUUUGUGCAGAUGAAACUUCCACCAGGCUUUCCUGUAAAGUUAGAUAUACCUGUGUUUCCAACCAUCACAGCUACUGUGACUUUUCAAGAGUUUCGCUAUGAUGAAUUUGAUGAAUCAAUCUUCACAAUUCCUGAUGACUACAAAGAGGAUCCUAGUCGCUUUCCUGAUCUCUAACCUAACUGGAAGAUUAGCAGUGAAUAAAGAAUACCAGCAUGCCACAGAGAGCAAAAGAGAAUGGAUGCAGAUAGCCCAGAGACAAGUGUCUGGAAGUGGUCAAAUCAGGAUAAAUCUUGUUUAAACGAAUUCAGAAAGGGAACACAAAGUGAAUCUCACUCAGUUGUACCAUAUAGAGAGCAUCCAUCUGAUGUCUAAAUGAGAGCAGGUCUCCUGAUGUAUCAUGUACAUUUUAUACAUGCAGACCCACAAACAUCGUAGCCAGGUGUCUUGGUGACACCUCUCUUCCUACAGAUACUUACAUAACAGCUAUAAGGACUAUAAUUUUUUUUUAAUUUUUAUUUUUUAAUGUUUCUUGAUCACAAGAAACAUUCUUGGACCAUUUGUAUAAAAAACCCAAAAUGUCUUACUUGGCUGUUAGCCCCUUUAACACAUCCAUCUUACUGAAGUUGCCCUUACAACUUUCCUUCAAGCUUUGUUUUCACAAAUUGUAAAUUCUUUAACACUCAUAAAUCGAACAUCAGCUGAACAUACAAUAGAAGGAAUUAAUUUUCUGUAGAUGAAUGAACCAAAUGUUAACUAUUUAGACAGUUGCAUUUACUUACUGCAAUACGUUUCAGAACUAGAGCAGUCACUCUGCAGGGAAUAAGGUACCUCCUUUAGCACCUUAGUGCAAUUCAUUGUGGUGCUAUUCAUAUAUAUUUUUUUCCAAACUGUUAAUUUCUCCACUGAAAGUUUACUAAUCUUAUUAUAAAAUCUGCAGAUUUUUUUUUCCAAGCUGGUUGGAAAUGUCCUUGCUGUGUGUGUUGGAGAGCAUGCCUGGAGACUACAAGUGGAAUCACUGACAUUCUUUUGGGCUUAGUUGAUCCACGGACUGUGCCCAUCACACUCACUAACCUUGUACUGAUGUCCAGCAGCAUUUGGGAAUAUAGUGAAUAUAUGCAGUUAUAUUACAGUCUCAGAGCUUAAGCGUUUUCCUAAGUGAAAACUUAGGAGAAAUAAAUAGGGCCUGCAAUUAAUAAAAUAAUUAAAAAGUACAAGAAUGAGGGUGAUUCCGCAUGUGGGGAACUACAGAAGGGUGUCAGCCCCAAUGGGUUUUUAAAAAUUAGGAUAUUCACACGGUUCCAGUGUUUGAAACUUGAAGAUAACCUUCACCUUUUUGCUUUACUGGAAAGAAUGUGUCCAAAACUGUCAGUACUUACGUUCAUUUGUGUUCAGAGGUUUAGCUUCCAGUGAUGUGUAAAUGUAAACAAAAAAUUGUAAAUAUUUUCAGAGUAUAUUCUUUGUGCAGUCUAGUCAAUCUUUUUUUUUUCCUGGAAACUAUUCAAGUCAAUUUUAGACUUGAAUUAAACAUUGUGCUGGGUGAUGCUCCCAGCCCUGGUAAUAACAUUCAAAUGUGAAAUGAAUGGGGUGAGGUGAAUUACAGUGCGCAAUAAAACCCGGCUCGUGAGUCUCAUAUGUUUUUUUCAGAAAACUGGAGCCUCAUGAUCUGAAGCAGUAGAAAUGUUGGGCCCAAUUCCAGAAAUACUGUAAACUUAGAGUUCCAGUCUUAACUGCUGUUGAGCACGGAGACUGACAGCUCUGUAUGUGAACAUAGCCUCUAUCGGCUUGUAUGUAUUGUUGUCAGUGCCAUAUUGUGGACAGAAUCAUUUCACUACCAAUAGCUAUUAUGAGAGGUGCAGCCUAUUCCCUGUAAAUAGAUACUGAAUUUUAGGAUUCAGAGGAAUUUGUCAAUUAAUUUUUGAGAAGGCAUAGUCUGUUUCCUCAGUCCCUUGAUUCCAGAAGAAACAUUGGGUCAAAAAAAUGCCCAACAUUAUUCAGUUAGCAGCUUCAGUCAUGAGAACAGGGGAGUGGGGUGAUUGUCCCCUGCUGUUUCCUGGCUCUCAAAUCUGCUCUGGAUUGCUGGAGGGCUCUCUGAAGCAGCAGAGGGAGGAGGUAGUGGGCAGGAGGGAAAAGGGAGGUUUGGUUUUGUGAGCAGAAAUUUGCUCACAUGACCUCUGAACUUGCCAUUUAUUAGGCCAAGGGGUCUCCUCUAAAACAAUACUGAGAUCCUUUAUAGGAAUUUACAAUACUGUUUAUGCAGUAAGUGAGGAGCAGUAUGGGAUUGCUGAGGCAGUGGCCAGUGAGCUGCGAAAAUAUGCAAUUGGUCAUGUUCUGUAUCUGAAAUUAUUAGGUAAAUAAUGCCAAAGAGGUUUCCAAAAAUAUUGUCCCAAGAACUAUUAUCCUAGCAACUAGCAAAUACAUUCCAUUCACGGUGCAUUGGGUCCUGGCCUAGUCAUGCUUAAGAGUAAGCUCACUGAAGCUGUGACCAAAUUAAGUCUCAUUGACUUCAGUGAGUCUGGUCUAUGCAUUACUGAGUCUGGAACCAACACAACAGAACUGUUGUUUGUAAAGUCACAGCUGUGGCCUAAUAAGCUCUUUUGGUGGAAUAGAGUUUUAUUUUCGACUUGGUUGCUAAGAACUAAAAGUCGUUGCACCAUUUUUGAGGACAGAAGUGAGCCCUCAAAAGUGCCAGCAGCCUUUCUGGUGGCAUUGCUAGACUUUGAGGUUGCAAUUUUUCUCAUCCAAUUAAAAAAUGUUACUACUUAAAAGGGAGUUUCAGUAGUGGGGCUUAAAAAAAUCAGGUCUAUGACUGGUCAGUUUUUGUGCACACAUAGAGCUAGGUCUGCCUUUGGGAGGUUUAUCCACCUACUGUAUUUUUUUAAAAAAGCUUAUACAGUGGCUCUCUUUAAAAUAAAUAGGAAAGAUGGUCCAAGUAAGGGAGUUGUGUGGAUGCAACAAUUUUACCAUAUUAUGAGCAAAUGGAUAGACUAGGGGAUAUUUGAUUUUGGUUGAUGGAAGAAUCAGAGAGGAUUGAAACCAAAUGGUUUAGCACUUAGUUAAGCACUUCAGAGCACCUCAUGUAGCUCCUUUUAGAGUGGAUGCUCACAUUCUGUUCUGAUGUAGCCAUAUCACAAUUGAGUAGCUGUCUAGCAUUUUUGCAUGGCAAGAAUUUUUUUUCUUUAAGUGCAUCCCCAUUUAUUGGGAUAAGAACCUGUCUGCAUCCUGGAAGAACAUUUGAAUCAUUUUCAAGGUUUUGGAACUCGCUGCAAAUGGGAUGUGAAGGUAGGAAGAAAAACUUGCGCAAAAAAUGUGUGAACUGUUGCACACUAUUAUGUAUCACAAGAGGUCAGGUUAUAGAAUGAAAUACCUUUUCCAUGCUUUUAGGUCAUGGUUGGAAGUUAGUAACACCUUUGGGAAAGCAAAAUGUAAAUACAUGAAUUAUCUAGAAAUGAAAUCUUAAAACCUGGCAAAAUAUUUUGGUAAGCAUAACUAUGGAAUCUUCUUAAAGAAUUCCCAGAACUCUUCCUUAACCAAACUCAGCCUUACUUGUCUUCCAAAUAAUUGCUUUAAUUCAUGGCAAAGGGAAUCCUGUAUUUCCAAGCAGCUGGUGUUUUAAGUCAUCUUAUUAAGUUAGAAAUUGCAGUUCAUGGAUAUCUAGCAAAUUUAUCAGAUAGUUCACCUGUGGAUACAAAUCUGUGCUGGAAACCCACCUUAUGUUGAACAUAAUAUAUUCAGAAAGUCAAUUUUUAACUAUAUACUUAUUAAUUUUGAUUCAUUAAAAGAUAAUUACAUUAUUUAAAAUUUAUUAACAAACUUCCUAUAAUGCUGCAGUUUUUCUUUGAGAGUUUAUAAUUGUGGAGACUUAAUGUCAUUUUUGUAUAUUGCUUUUCCUGUGUUCUUACUCACCUUCACUAAUAGGGUUUUUGGUUGUACCACUUAGAAUAAAGACCAAAAGAUGCUGUUUGCUUUUGAAACUGAGCAUAUGAACAUUUUUAAAUCUAUAUUCUCUAGUGUGUGUGGACACUUCCUCCGUACUAGAGGAAGGGUAAGUACAAAAAAGGCUGUUACAGUGUACCACUUUCACAAGGACAUUUUAUUGGUCAGUUUUUCAAUAAAAUCCUCAAUUUUCAGUG